This is a messenger RNA of Trichoderma aggressivum f. europaeum, 753 nucleotides long. RefSeq lists its product as uncharacterized. The transcript is spliced from 5 exons. The record is from RefSeq and is a predicted model, not a curated record. Gene Ontology annotation, molecular function: oxidoreductase activity. Bases 1 to 753 code for a protein of 250 amino acids. Lineage: Eukaryota; Fungi; Ascomycota; Sordariomycetes; Hypocreales; Hypocreaceae. Gene Ontology annotation, cellular component: cytoplasm.
AUGCCUUCGUAUCUCAUCACCGGCUCAAGUCGAGGUCUGGGCCUUGGCUUUGUGACCGAGUUACUCAAAGAAAAGGAUAAUGUAGUAAUCGCAACAGCAAGAAACACGGCAGCGUCGACCGGUCUUCAAGAGCUCAAGGGCAAGCACCGAGGUGGACAGCUGCACCUCAUCGAUCUGGACGUCACCGACAUUCAGAGCAUUCGAAGAGCCGCUGAGGAAACGAGCCGUCUGUUGCCAGGAGGCUUAGACAACCUAGUCAGCAACGCAGGCGUGAAUUCUAACCCGUUGACUUCAUUUGAGGAUCUUGUCGUCAAAGAAUUUAUCGACGAGGUCAACUUCAAUCUAACCGGCACUCUGCUGCUCUUGCGUGAAUUUGUCCCAUUGGUUCGCAAAAGCGUGGCCAAGAAGGUGCUCGUCAUCUCGUCGGUGUUAGGCUCAACUGAGCUCGGCGCGAGCAUGCCAAAUCUACAAAAUGCAUACUCGAUCGGCAAAGCUGCUUUAAAUAUGAUGGUGCGCAAGUGGAGUGCAGUCCUUAAGGACCAGGGCAUAACCACUGUUCUGCUUCAUUCAGGUUAUUCCGCUUUUACUGAGGUUGGAAGCGGAAUUGAAGAGUGGAUGAAGACAUACGCCCCAAACGUCCCACGCCAAACCAUCGAAGAAUGUGCUGAAAGCUCCAUGAAAGUGCUUGCAGGCAUUACUCCAGAGGAUAAUGGCCUGUUUUAUAAUUAUGAUGGGACAAAGCUGCCCUGGUAG